Molecule: messenger RNA, 819 nt
Organism: Branchiostoma floridae (Florida lancelet)
Lineage: Eukaryota; Metazoa; Chordata; Leptocardii; Amphioxiformes; Branchiostomatidae
Product: glutamate receptor 1-like
Exons: 7
Coding region: 1-819 (272 amino acids)
Biological process (GO): modulation of chemical synaptic transmission; synaptic transmission, glutamatergic
Cellular component (GO): postsynaptic membrane; plasma membrane; AMPA glutamate receptor complex
Molecular function (GO): AMPA glutamate receptor activity; transmitter-gated monoatomic ion channel activity involved in regulation of postsynaptic membrane potential
Source: RefSeq, a predicted model, not a curated record
AUGCCUCUCAGGACCACAAAAUGUGGUGAUGGAGUUGAUCCGUACGUGUCUGACUUGAGCAACCGCACCCUGCGUGUGGUCACUAUCGCGGCGGAUGGCUUCGUACUGAUAUCAGAUGUGGACAAAGACGGGAAUAACGUCACGGGGAACGACAGAUUUCAAGGAUUUUGUAUGGACUUGUUCUCAUGGAUUUCCACUGAACUUGGGUUCAAGUACGAGUACUAUGAAGUCGAAGACGGACAGUUCGGUAUCUACGACUCAAAAACUGGGAAAUGGAACGGGAUGAUUGGCGAUGUAUUGUAUGGGAAAGCAGACAUCGUUAUGGCACCUCUUUUCAUCACAUCAGAGAGACAGAAAGUUGGGGAUUUCACUCUUCCAUACUACGACAACGGAAUGGUGUUUGCUAUAAAGAAAACAGCAUCAAGAGGCAAUGAAGGUGACGUACCUGAUCAUGAUGUCAGAGAUGAGGACAAAGAGACAGGUUUCUGGGAAGCUGUGUGGCAGUCAUUCGUGGCUCUGGUUCAGCUGGGUCCGGAGUUCCUGCCUGCUUCAUUAUCAGGCCGCAUUUCUGCCUUUUUCUGGGGAAUCGGCAUACUUGUGGCCAUCUCUACUUACACCGCCAACCUGGCUGCUUUCCUGACUGUCAAGAACAUGGACAACUCGAUCAAUUCUGCGGAGGACCUCCUUGGACAGGACAUGUUGGGUGUGUUCGUGCUGGUGUAUGGGGGCAUGGCGUUGGCUCUCAUCGUGCUGAUUGGUGAAUUCAUCUACACAUGCGCUCAAGAUGCAAAGAAACCGGAUACCGAUGUGAGAGGAUAG